UCGUAAAUAGAGCUAAUAUGAGAUUGAAAAAUAUCAGAUUGUUAUUUUCUUUUCACUAACGUACAAUCAAAUUCAAAUUUUUAUUUAUUGUUCUAAAGCAGAGCUGAUAGCAAAAUUAAGUGUAUUUUUUUAAACACAAAAAUGUCCCUUGUCCUGUGUCCGUCUUUAAUUAACCCUAUCGAUGAAGCAUCAAAUAAUCUAUGGUACAUACAUAGGCGCCUACGAAACUGCUACGGUUCAAUCAUCUUGGUCCGUUCACAGUUCACACUCAAGCUUCAGACGAUAAACCAACUUUUAUCGUAUACUCCACGUUUACGGGAUAUAUUGAAAUUCCAAAAAUCAAUACGGCCUCUUGACAAAGUAAAUAAAGUGCAACAAGCUUUUUCAACUUAGAAUCAAUUCUUUUUCCUCUAUUUACUUGUGUGCAAAGUGCUAAUUCGACUCAAAAAUGUCUGAAGAAAGUGAUGUUAAAAUGCAAAACUUACGAAAAGAAGUUUUCGACAAAAUAACUAAUAAUCAAACCGACGAUUUGAGAGCUCUCAUAAAUGUCAAUGACUUGAAAAUCAAUUUUGUGGAUGAAUUUGGUAUGAGCCCCCUACAACAUGCUUGCUAUAAAGGAAAUAAGGAAAUUGUUCAAAUGCUACUGGAUCAAGGUGCUGUUGUAAAUGAUUGCGAGCAUAAACAUGGAUAUUCAGCACUGCAUUUUGCAGCUCUCAGUGGUAACUCAGAUCUAUGCAAUUUACUCAUGUCGCAUGGAGCAAAAAUUAAUGCUAAAAACAGCGUAGGAAGAACUGCAGCACAAAUGGCUGGUUUUGUAGGAAAUCAUAGUUGUGCUUCUGCCAUAAAUAAUUUUGUUCCUAAGGCAAAUCUAGACUAUUAUAUAAAACCACAAAACUUGCAAAAAGAGCCAAUGUUACAUCCACAUUUAGCAGAUUCAUUUUAUUUGUUCAUUACACAAGUUAAUGUACAUCCUGUUAAAGUUAUAAUGAACCUGAAAAAAUUGCCUGGUUUAAUUGACAAUUUACCUAUGGUUCAAAAAGUAUUGGAAUGCAUGAGUAAAAAAGAAAUGAAUAAAGGAGCAGAUGCUAAUGAAAUUAUGUCUUUUAAGUACCAUUAUCUUUGCUACCUAACAGAUGAACUUUCAAAAUCAAUACAACGUCAUGUAUCUUCAAAUACUGAAAAGGAUGGCUCAAAUGAAGAUAAAAAGCAUGAAGCUGCAGAUUUACUAAUAAAAAAAUUCCUCAAGUAUAAGAAUGAUGGCACACAAGAAUAUUUAGAACUGUUUUUAAGGGACUUGGUCAGAGAAUAUUCUUAUAGAGACACAGCAAUUUUCCGUCAAAUGGUGGCAACAUUAACAAGUUCUGAUCCUCCAAGUGCUGUUUCAGUUAUUUCUGCUGCUAUAAAUGGCCAACAAGUUUUCAAAGAUGUGGAAAGAUUAAUCUGUGAAACAUGCGGAGAAGAAAAAGCUCCAAAAAAAUGUAGCAAAUGCAAAGUUGUUCAAUAUUGUGAUAGAGAAUGCCAAAGAUUACACUGGUUUAUACAUAAAAAAAAUUGUAGUAGAUUAAACCAGUCAUCUCAACAAAACCAUGUACCUGAAUCUGCCCCUAACAGUGAAGAAAUUACCAAUGCUGUUACUUCAAGACUACAAAAUUUGAUUGUGAACUAAUUUAAUUAAAGAUUGAAUUAAUUGUGUGUAUCACUGUUCAAUAUUUCAUG
Molecule: messenger RNA, 1716 nt
Organism: Trichogramma pretiosum
Lineage: Eukaryota; Metazoa; Arthropoda; Insecta; Hymenoptera; Trichogrammatidae
Product: ankyrin repeat and MYND domain-containing protein 2
Exons: 3
Coding region: 449-1666 (405 amino acids)
Molecular function (GO): protein binding
Source: RefSeq, a predicted model, not a curated record